AUGGCCUGCAGGGUCACUUUAAAACAGACUCUGGAUUUCGACCCACUCCUGAGCCUGGCCUUGCCGAAGCGGCGACGUUGCGCCCCAUUGUCCUCCUCGGCAGCGACCUCCUCUUCCAUGGCCUCCUUCGCCUCUUCCCCACAGAAAUACCUGUGUAUGGAUCCCUCACCCUUUGGGGAAGUGUCUACUUGUACCACAGAACAAAUUCUGUACAAUAUAAAACAGGAGUACAAACGCAUACAGAAGAGGAGACACUUAGACAAUUUUCAGCAGACAGAUCCCUGUUGUUCUACUGAUGCACAGUCACAAGCAUUUCUCCUUACUGGACCAGCUUUGCCAGGUACUUCAUCUGCAUCAGCAUCACCACUGAAAAAAGAACAGCCCCUCUUUACUCUGAGAAACAUUGGAAUGAUCUGUGAAUGCUUACUCAAAGAACGUGAAGAGAAAAUCCGUGAAAAAUAUGAAGAAAUCCUGACAACAAAACUUGCAGAACAGUAUGAUACUUUUGUGAAGUUCACGCAUGACCAGAUCAUGCGACAUGGAGAACAGCCUGCAAGUUAUGUUUCAUGAAUCAUGUUUUCUGCAUAUGUGGGCAGCCCUGAAACCCUGUACUAUUGUUGCAAGCUGUCUUUUAAAGGCU
This is a messenger RNA of Eublepharis macularius, 640 nucleotides long. RefSeq names its product akirin-2-like. Bases 1 to 570 code for a protein of 189 amino acids. Gene Ontology annotation, cellular component: nucleus; chromatin. Gene Ontology annotation, biological process: positive regulation of innate immune response; positive regulation of transcription by RNA polymerase II. NCBI's taxonomy places the organism in Eukaryota, Metazoa, Chordata, Lepidosauria, Squamata, Eublepharidae. The record is from RefSeq and is a predicted model, not a curated record. The transcript has a single exon. Gene Ontology annotation, molecular function: transcription coregulator activity.